Ostrinia nubilalis (European corn borer) is the source of this 4410-nucleotide messenger RNA. RefSeq names its product cytochrome P450 6B2-like. The record is from RefSeq and is a predicted model, not a curated record. The transcript is spliced from 2 exons. Gene Ontology annotation, molecular function: oxidoreductase activity, acting on paired donors, with incorporation or reduction of molecular oxygen; iron ion binding; monooxygenase activity. NCBI's taxonomy places the organism in Eukaryota, Metazoa, Arthropoda, Insecta, Lepidoptera, Crambidae. The coding region runs from base 63 to 1628 and encodes 521 amino acids.
UUAAGAGCUGUUUAGUUUAGAUCCAGUCGCGGUGCGCGGCCGUGGUCCUCAAGUCCCUCAAGAUGAUUGUUUUUAUUUUAACAUUCAUAGUGAUUGCGCUUUCAUGGCUAUACUAUGUUACUACGAGAAACCACAACUACUGGGACAAGAAGAAAGUGCCGUACCUAAAGCCAAAGCCGAUACUCGGUAAUUAUGGAGAUUACAUUCUAUUGAAGAGAUUUGUGGGAGAAAUAGCGCAGGACAUUUGCAGAACUUUCCCUAACGAGCCUUACGUGGGAACUUUCUACGGCUCGGACCCAGCUCUCCUGGUGCAAGACCCUGAAAUCUUAAAGCUUAUUCUGACCAAGGACUUCUAUUACUUCAGCAGCCGGGAGGUGUCCAAGUACACGCACAAUGAAGUUAUCACGCAGAACCUAUUCUUCACUUACGGGGACAGAUGGAGGGUCAUCCGUCAGAACCUCACUCCCAUCUUCACGACAGCGAAAAUGAAACUCAUGUUUGGCUUGAUAGUAGAAUGCUGCCACACCUUCGAAAAGUCACUGGACCUGGAGACAAGCGUAUCCGAUGUCAUUGAAGCAAGAGCGCUUACUGCUAGGUACACAAUUGAAUCCAUUGGAUCUUGCGCUUUUGGGAUUGAAACCAAUUCAAUGUUGCAAUCUGAACAAAAUCCUUUCAUCCUCAUGGGCAGUAAGAUUCUCGAAAACUCCGUUAUAAGAGCUUUGUUGUGGAAUGCAAGAGCUAUGUGGCCAUCCGUAUACUAUGGCGUGGGACUUAAGACUUUCCCUGGAGAAAUUAUCACGUUCUUCAAUACUAUUCUGACAAAUAUUUUCAAGGCCAGGGAUUACAAACCGACCGCCCGAAACGAUUUUAUUGACUGCAUUCUGAAUCUGAAGAACAACAAAUACAUUACUGGAGACAGCAUGAGCAGCGCUAAGGAUGGGGGGAAUAAGAAGGUUGUGUUGGAUGUGGACGAUGACCUGAUGGUGGGUAGUUGUGUGUUGUUCUUUACUGCUGGCUUCGAGACCUCGUCCACGACGAUGGCAUACACUUUGUAUGAACUGGCGAAGCAUAAGGAGGAGCAGAGACGCGUUCAAGAAGAAAUAGAUGAGUAUUUGAAAGCGCGUGAGAAUAAGUUGGGCUAUGAUUGCGUGACCUCGCUGACGUAUACAGAAGCUUGUGUUGAUGAGGCGCUGCGGUUGUAUCCCGUGCUUGGAGUCCUGACGAGGGAGGUGGUGGAAGACUACACGUUCCCGUCUGGCCUGACUUUAGAGAAGGAAAGUCGCGUGCACAUCCCUAUGUACCACCUGCACCACAAUCCAGAUUUCUUCCCGGAUCCUGAAGCGUUCAAGCCCGAGAGGUUCCUGCCUGAAAAUAAACAAAAUAUCAAGCCUUACACAUACAUGCCCUUCGGGGAAGGACCGAGAAUCUGUAUUGGUCUGAGGUUUGCGAAGAUGCAAACUCUAGCUGGUCUGCUGACGAUCCUCAAGAAGUACUCCGUGGAACUGGCGGAUGGCACUCCCGAGAAGCUCCAGUUCGACCCACGGGCGGUCGUGACGACUCCCAUCGGUGGGAUCCCACUCAAGUUCACGCCCAGAGACGGUUGGGAACAGAGGACCUUUAACAAAUAAUGCUAAGUGCCAAAUGAAUGCGAGUAGGUAGAGAAAACCAAUGGUUGGGGGCAUGUUUACCCGUAGGUAUAAUAUAAUAUAGGUACAGAAUGUCCCCUAAACAAUGGAUAACCUUACAACUAUUCGAUUAGCCUCGAUCUCUAUAAUAUCAACCAAUUUUCACCUUAGUAAAAAUAUCACAGAUUUAAAGAUUUUUAUUUUUAUUUUUAGAAAAUUGCCACCUGUGAUUAGUUUUUCUCAUGAAAUUCAACAAACUAGUUCCAAAACAUUUAAAAACAAAUUAAAAGAUGAAAAGGAAAAUUUACUUCGUAAUCUCGCAUGUGACAAUUUUCUAAAAGUACAAAAAAACUCAAAAAUCUUGAAAUCCGUGAUAUUUUUACCUGGUCAAAAUUUUAUUAUUAGAGACCAUAGCAGGCCUGGCUCACUCCGCGCGGUACAUCCGAUAAUUACCUACAGCGAAGCGCCCCGCCGGCGGGUAUUAUAUCAGUCGAGUGUCACGCGCGCGCCCGUCAGGACGCUGACGCUGGCGUGCGUUGUAGUACCUAAUUCUAUGAUCGAAGUAUUAUUUAAAAAUGGACAUAAAGAGAAAGAAAUAUUAUUGUGCGGCGUUCGGGUGUUUAAAUUCGAAAAGAAAUCUACCGGAUUUAUCUUUUUUUUCGCUUCCCAAAGAUGCUGAAAGGUAUGUUGGCCAUGUAGGUAAUCAAUAAUUCUUAGGAUAGUAUAGGAACCUAACCUACCAUGACUACUGCUCAGAAUGCGUUCGUUCGUUUCAGCCAAAAAUGACGUCCACUGCUGGACAAAGGCCUCUCCCAAGGUUUUCCAUAAUCAAUGCGUACUUACCUACAUACGUACCUCAUUACAAAUAAGUAGAUUAAUUAUUUUUUUACUAGACAGCAACCCUAACAGCGUAAGAAGAGUUCAGAGGCACGCGAUAGAAAGAGACAAAACUUGUAGGUGAAUAAAAUUGUAGGUACUUAGUGCUGUGCGAGCUGAAUUCCACUGUAUCGCGUCGUAGCAAGACUCGCAUUUAUUUAAAUCGUCUUGCGGAGUAAUCCUUCUGUACCUGUACUAUUACUUAUUCUGUGACCAUAGUGAGGCUUCUUGAUAAUUACAAUGUUAUCCAUUGUUAUUGGAACAUCCUGUAUAUUAACAUGUAUAUGUACAGUCGCGGAAUGAAAAGGUUCGUCACCUUAGUGUCGGUUUUCGCUUGCACUAGGUACUGUAAGAGUCAAACCUGCCAACAUUACAGAGCAAGAAACAGUGCUGCUAACAUUUAAAUAAAUAUGACGUUUGCUAAGGAAUAAGGUUUUGCUUGUUUAUUUUGUAUGCAAUGAUACAAAAUGUAGUUUUUUUUUUAUAGAAAUAAUAAUGGCAGGUUGAACCAACAAGAAGGUUUUAGUUUAUCAAUCAUAAUAAUCUUCUUGACAAGAUAAAUCGUCAAAAAACUUCGAUCUGAAUAAUUUUGAACUUUACUAAGCAACAGUUAAAGAUUAUUUUCUCUAACUCGAGAUUAUUCUGUAACAUAGUUUCAAAAGGUAAUAUGUGCUCGCGAUUCGUUGAAGGAUUCAAUUUGAAAACUGACGAACCUUUUCAUUCCGUGACUGUACAUAGGGAUGUAUGAAAAAAUAUUUCGCACUGUGCCGGGCCCGGAACGUGCCGGAACUGUGACAAGUGUGAAUCUACCAAACAAAACUUGCUUUAAUGUUAGUUAACUUAGUUAGUUAGAUAUCAUUUUUGUAUUUUCCUAUGCCUAUAAAGUUUUAUUAAUACAGUAAUUUUGUAAUAAACGGUGUUGGUUGUGUAAUUACCUACUUCAUUGGUUUAUUUUUUUGUUAAUUGUAAGUAAGUAUGCAUUUAUUGGGCAUUAAGGGUUAAUUAAAUAAAACUAUGGACAACCUAGUGGCUAAAAAUAAAAUUGAUUAAUGCAUAUUUAUGUUAUACUAGCGGCCGCCCGCGACUUCGUACGCGUGGAUCCCGUUUUACCCCCUUCAUCUAUCUUACGCGGUUUAGAUUUUUUCAUACAAAUGUUUUUUCCCGCUAACUCCCGUUCCCGUGGGAAUUUUGCAAUAUCCUGUUGUAACUAAGCUUUGAGUUUACUAAGGUACCUGCAUGCCAAAUUUCAAGCGUCUAACUUAAGCAGUUUAGAUUUUUCAUACAAAAGGAUUUUCCCGCUAAUUCCCGUGCCCGUGGGAAUUCCUAAGUAUCCUAUAACCUGCCCAGGAGUACCAAGAAUAAUUGUACCAAGUUUCGUUAAAAUCCGUCAAGUAGUUUUUGUUUCUAUAAGGAACAUACAGACAGACAGACAGACAGACAGACAGACAGACAGACAGACAGACAGACAAAAAUUUUACUGAUUGCAUUUUUGGCAUCAGUAUCGAUCACUAAUCACCCCCUGAUAGUUAUUUUGAAAAUAUAUUUCAUGUACAGAAUUGACCUCUCUACAGAUUUAUUAUAAGUAUAUAGAAGAUUUAUUUUUUUGUUAAUUGUAAGUAAGUAUGCAUUUAUUGGGCAUUAAGGGUUAAUUAAAUAAAACUAUGGACAACCUAGUGGCUAAAAAUAAAAUUGAUUAAUGCAUAUUUAUGUUAUAUUAUUAUGUAUUUUAAUGUAGGUACCAACUAAGUAGUUAAAUGUGUAAUAUUAUACCAUAGGUACUAUAAUGAUGUUUUUAAAAUAAAUAUACCUAUGUCGCAGUCGGAUUGUAUAAUAGGGUGUCCCUGUACUGUUGUUGUACCACUGUAUUUUUAUGUGUGCAAUAAAUAUUUUAAAUAAAUAAAAUAAUAAA